Messenger RNA from Mus pahari (shrew mouse), 5804 nucleotides. It is a transcript of the gene Atxn7, whose product is annotated as ataxin 7. Lineage: Eukaryota; Metazoa; Chordata; Mammalia; Rodentia; Muridae. The record is from RefSeq and is a predicted model, not a curated record. The transcript has 12 exons. The coding region runs from base 266 to 2881 and encodes 871 amino acids.
GUUGCUGCGCCGGGGCCGACCGGCAGGCUCUUCCAUAGGUGGCUGCGUUUCCGACUUCGCCCUGGCUCCACUCCGGGGGCUUGACGUGCAAACUUCGGCGGAGCGAGCAGAGAGGGAGGGACCGGAGAGGGGGAGGAGGCGACGGGAGGCGCCUCCGCUUAAGGGAGCCGGCCGGGCGCCGCCGCUCGGACGGACGCGCGGACGGAAGGAAGGAGCGGGGCUGCCGGCCGGGCCGGGAUGCGAGCGCCCGCAGGGAGCGGAAAGAAUGUCGGAGCGGGCCGCGGAUGACGUCAGGGGGGAGCCGCGCCGCGCGGCGGGCGGAGCAGCGGCCGCCCGGCAGCAGCAGCAGCAGCAGCCACAGCCUCUGCAGCCCCAGCGGCAGCACCCGCCGCUGCGGCGCCCACGGGCGGAGGACGGCGGCCCCGGGGACACCACCACCUCGGCCGCCGCCAUGGCGACGGUUGGGGAGCGCAGGCCCUUGCCCAGUCCCGAAGCGAUGCUGGGACAGUCGUGGAAUCUGUGGGUGGAAGCUUCCAAACUUCCUGGGAAGGAUGGGACCGAAUUGGAUGAAAGUUUCAAGGAGUUUGGAAAAACCCGCGAAGUCAUGGGGCUCUGUCGGGAAGAUAUGCCGAUCUUUGGUCUCUGUCCAGCACAUGAUGAUUUCUACUUGGUGGUGUGUAAUGACUGCAACCAAGUUGUCAAACCGCAGGCAUUUCAAUCUCACUAUGAAAGAAGACAUAGCUCAUCUAGCAAGCCUUCCUUGGCUGUUCCUCACCCUUCAGUAUUUUCCCUCUUCCCUUCUCUGUCCAAAAGCAAAGGCGGUGGUGCUGGCGGAAGCAGCCGGCCCCCCAGUGGAGGGGUCCUUUGCACAUCCUCAAGCUCCAAGUUACUCAGAUUGCCCAGAGAGAAACUUCAGCUCAGGGGAAACAUGAAGCCCAUGCAUCCCGUGCAACAGAUUAAAGUCCCCCAUGGACGAGUCAUGACGCCCUCUGUGAAGGUGGAAAAGAUGCUCCCAAAGAUGGAUGGCACACUACUGAAAUCCACAGUGGGGCCAGCCUGUCCUGCUAUGAGCUCUGCAGCCAAGCCUGCCCUUAACUGUCCCUCCAUACCAAAGCCAACCUUGCCUUCACCCGGACAGAUUCUGAAUGGCAAAGGGCUUCCUGCAAUGCCUACUCUGGAAAAGAAAUCUGAAGACAGUUCUAAUAGCAGGAAGUUUUUAAAUAAGAGGUUAUCAGAAAGAGAGUUUGAUCCUGACAUCCACUGUGGGGUCAUUGAUCUGGAUACCAAGAAGCCCUGCACCAGGUCUUUGACUUGCAAGACACAUUCCUUAACCCAGCGGAGAGCUGUUCAGGGUAGAAGAAAACGAUUUGAUGUGUUAUUAGCCGAGCACAAAAACAAAGCCAGGGAAAAGGAGCUGAUUCGCCAUGCAGACUCUCAGCAGCCGCCACAUCCACUCAGGGACCCGCAUCCCACCCCUCCUCGGACGCCACAGGAGCCACACCUCCCUGCAGAAUCAAAGCCUUUCUUAGCUAGUAAACCGAAACCUCACACCCCUAGUCUUCCGAGGCCUCCAGGCUGCCCAGCUCAGCAAGGAGGAAGUACCCCCAUUGACCUUCCUCCAUGCCAAGAGUCUCCACACCCGCCCUUGCCUGCCACUGAGCCCGCUUCUCGGUUAUCCAGUGAGGAGGGUGAAGGCGAUGACAGAGAAGAGUCUGUUGAGAAACUGGACUGUCACUAUUCAGGUCGUCACCCUCAGCCAGCAUCGUUUUGCACAUUUGGGAGCCGCCAGAUUGGAAGAGGUUACUAUGUGUUUGACUCCAGAUGGAACCGGCUUCGCUGUGCCCUCAACCUCAUGGUAGAGAAGCAUUUGAAUGCACAGCUAUGGAAGAAAAUCCCACCAGUGCCCUGUACCACAUCACCUGUUUCUGCUCGUGUUCCUCACCGGACAAAUUCUGUGCCGACAUCACAAGGUGGGAUCAGCUACUUAGCAGCAACCACUGUCUCCGCACCUCCAGUCCUGCUGCCAUCCACCUGCAUCUCCCCAAAUAGCAAAUCGGUACCAGCUCAUGGAACCACACUAAACGCACAGCCUGCUGGGUCUGGGGCGAUGGAUCCUGUGUGCAGUAUGCAGUCCAGACAAGUGUCGACUUCAUCCUCAUCCCCCUCCACACCCUCGGGCCUCUCUUCAGUCCCCUCGUCCCCUCUGUCCAGAAAACCUCAGAAAUUGAAACCUAGCAAGUCUGUAAGGCCCAAGGAGUCUUGUGCUCUCAGCACUAACUGUCACAAUGCCAGUAGCAGUACCAGUGGUGGCUCAGGAAAGAAACGCAAAAACAGUCCCCCACUAUUAGUUCACGCUUCCUCGUCUUCGUCUUCGUCCUCCUCCUCCUCCUCCUCCUCUUCUCAUUCCGUAAACUCUUUUAGGAAAAACUGUGUGGCUCACUCUGGGACUCCAUACCUGCCAACAGCACCAUCUUCCCACAGCAUUGGCCUCAACUGUGUGACAAGUAAAACACACUCGGUGAGCCUCCGGCAUGAGCAGACAGGGCGGGGUCCCGCUGGUGUGAGCCCUGCAGAGCCCAUCAAGAGGAUGAGCGUAAUGGUGAACAGCAGCGACUCCACUCUCUCUCUCGGCCCAUUUAUCCAUCAGUCUAGUGAACUGCCUGUCAACCCACACUCACACACUCCUCUAGACAAACUCAUAGGGAAGAAAAGAAAGUGCUCUCCAGGCUCUAGCACUGUUGGUAACAGUGGCAGCAAACCUACAAAGGUUGCCAAGUUGCCAGCUAUGAACCACGUCCACAUGAAACACACAGGCACCAUCUCAGGGGCACAAGGAUUGACGAACAAUUCCCUCCUCCAUCAGCCAAAGGCACGGCCCUGACAGCUGACAGGACCACUGGAAGGAAUGCUGCAGACAUCUUUGAAGACAAGUCACGCCUCUGCUCAGCACUCUGGACUCCACGGUGCCUUUGAGUCUUUCUCUAAACUCCUGUGGGCCUUCAGGGUUACCGCGGGCUGUGUGACAAGGGUUUCCCGAAGCUGUGUCAGUAGCAGUGAGUACACGUAAAGGACACUGGAUCACGUUCAGCCACCGGAUUGUUUUCUCAGUGUUAAAGUGGUCUGGACUGCUUGCUCCCAAUCCAUGAGAAAUUUGUGUUUGUAUUGUGUUUUGUUUUGUUUUUUCAUUUGGAGCAUAUCAUGGAGUCACUCUUGAAGUAGAUUGGCUGGGUAGGAGCGUUUCUGUAGACCCGCCUCCCUCUUUCUUUGCCAUCUGUCAGUCAGGCUCCAGAAGGUAGGCACCUUAACUGGAGACUGAAGGCCUUCAGGAAAGGGGAGCGAGUUGUAUCCCGAGGAGCCUCCUAGAGGAUAUCUGGCUUUAGAAUUUUUUUAUAGCACUGUUCAGGAAUAGAAUACUGAGAUGUUUGUUGGUCCAUACAUCAUGACAUAGUAGCCCAGCCCUUUUCAAUUGAUUUGGGAUACGAAGCUUAUCAGGUUCUUCAGAUGUAAGGACUGGCUUGAAGCUGCUGAUGCCUGGAUGUUAAGUUUCAAGUAUCUCAGAGGCUUAGUUUUCAUGGUACAAAAGCAUGUGUGAUAAAAAGAGAGAAAGAAAAAGGAAGAAUGAAGAAAGAAAAAAAUGGAAAGAGAGACAAGGAAAACAGUUUGGUGAUGAAAAGCCAAUUGGGACACUGGAUUCAGGAAGGUGAAAAAAUUUCCAAGUGAGGCAAAAUUUGUAGGAUUUCCAAAGACUGACUUGUCUUGCUACUGUGAUUACGUUGAACAGUGUGUCAGAUUGGGGCGAUUGUCUUACCCGCUCUGCUUUUUGAGAUUUGCCUUUUUAAAAGUUAUUAUCAUGUCCUUAAAAUUUCCAAGGCAUUACUCCCAUUUCCUCUUUCACUUAGUGUUUGGAGAACUAAGUGUUCUCCUGCGGCCGGCCGUGUGUCUGUCACGGCUUCCCGCCAGCCCAUUAGGUGAUUAUUUGAAUGCAGGUGGGCUGAGGUGGAGCUCCCCAAGAAAGGCUGUGUGCCCAGGAGGAGAGGCGGCUUUGUAGAAGGGGAAAGUGCUUACCUGUGCUCACCCUUCUUUGUUGUUACAGUAACAGCCAUCUGUCUUCCUUCAGCGAGGUUUAAAGCCCUCUUUAAGAUUUCUCAGUACCCCACUCCCAAAGAAUGUUUAAUGUGUUAACACAUCGCUUGAAAAGACGUCUGCCUGCCAGUGAACUUGGGCAUGAUCCAGGGCCGGCCACUGUCACACCUCCUGCUCAGAGGACAGAGUCCUCCCUCGGGCUUAGGAAGAGUACAGCAGAGUGGCCUACAGGACAGCCCCCAAGGCUCCUAGCCCUGUCCUGGCCAGUGUCUGGGCAGAGCCCAGUGUGUCCUUUCUCUACAGUUCUUAGAUUACAAACGUGAGAUUCAGGGAAUUUCAGUCAACAGCAGGUAGAAUGAAUAAAUACUUUGUUAUCAGCCUAAUAAUGUGAAUUGCUACAUUUACUCUUAUUAUGUAAGAACACAAAGACUUUAUGCAGAUACUUUAACUGUAAAUUAAUGGAAAUGUUGAAUUUUUUAAGGAAGGGAAAACAGAAUCUUAUUCAGUUCUUAUGCAGUCAGUCAGUGAAUGUUUUAAAGGUGGUGCUAGAGCAGCUCUGAGGAGAGAGCGCAGAUGGGCCAGUGUCUGACUGUCUCUCCUCGUGCUGGGCAAGGAGGAGAGGGAAUCCAAGCUCACAGUCAUUACUCGAUGACAAGUGCAAUGGGGUGUGGGGGAGAUUUGUUUUCAGAGCCGGGGUCUUGAUGGUUAUAAAUUAAGUUGCUUUUAAUGAUGGAAUUUAUAGACAGAUGUUGUUCCAAAAGAUGUGAAUAGGAGCCACAAUAGGAAGUUUAUUCAGAAUAAAGUAGAUACUUAGGUUAAUGAGUGUUAUAAUUUGAUUUCUUAGACUGGGACUUUCAUUGAACUUCAUUAUAUCUCCAGGAAACACACAGAGCCUCGGGAUUAGGAAAAGCCAUUUUUGGAUUUUGCCUACCACAGACAUAUUCUAAACAGUGCUACUAAAGUUUAGACUGUUCAGAUAUUUUAUUUUCUCUGACAACUACUUUUUAUGAUGAUGAACAAUUAAGACCAUUUAAAAUAUGGGAGUACAAAUAUUUUUUUGAACUUAAUCUUAACUUGCAAAAACCAAAUUUGCAGUGCUUGGGUUAUUUCUAGACAGACUUCGGUGUCAAUUUAAAACCACCAUAAUUUUUUAUAUUCUUUCCAAUAGAAUUCAUGACAGCUUCUGCAGUUUUCUUAAACUACAAAAAUAAAAUAAAAUAAAAGUGCUGCAAUGAUGAACAAAGAAUUAUAAAAAAACUACUUUUGUAUCUUUAUUUUGGAAUUUCUUGUUCUAUUAUAAAUAUGGAAGUAUCCCUAUUUGAGAAGACAUAUUUUGUUAAAAAUGAAUUGUACAUAUUUAAAUAUGUAUUUUUGCACAGGUCUUUUUUUCUGAUAUCCUGUUUUGGUACAAUUGAGAUCAUCUAGUAUUUAUUUAUUAAUUAAUAAAGAUAAAUACCUUUUUAUAAUUUGAAGUGGUUCACUGCCAAGCCAGUAGUUUAGAACCUGCCUCCUUUACAGUUAAGGAAUGCCUCUGUUGUUCUGGAGUUGCUGUCCCUUUUAGUGUCUUGGGAGUGGUUUUAUACAGAUGAACGGCGUCUCUGUUGCCUGAUUUCCAAAUAGACUACAUGGAGCUAAGUGACAUACUGCUUUUCCUUGUUUAGUGCGUGCGUGCGUGCGUGCCUGUGUGUGUGUAUGAGAGAGAGAGAGAGAGAGAGAGAGAG